AUGAAUAGCGUUCCUGCAUCUAGCAAAAAUGGAUCCACUUGUUUGGUGCAUAGAACAACAGGCAACCCAGCGCCUGUACCUCAACUUUUGCUCUCAUCGCUCUGGCUUCAAUUGCACUGUCAAGCAAUGCUGUGCCUGCAUCUGAGUCCGAGUUUAUUCAUCGUCAAUACAGCUAGAGUUAGGGCUGGGGCUGGGGUUGAGACUUUCCAUUUUGCCCUCAACCAUGCCAACUUCAACGAGAACACUAUGUAUACCAACAAUAUCAGCGCUAACCAGGCUAAUGACGUUUUCGACUCAAAUACUAACUUUAUUUCUGGCUACCUCAGCUCGCAAGAUCAUACCAACAUUCAGAAAUAG
Molecule: messenger RNA, 357 nt
Organism: Linderina pennispora
Lineage: Eukaryota; Fungi; Kickxellomycota; Kickxellomycetes; Kickxellales; Kickxellaceae
Exons: 3
Coding region: 1-357 (118 amino acids)
Source: RefSeq, a predicted model, not a curated record